ACGGUGCGCGGGCUCGACGGCGCGGCCAUGGCCGCCCUCAACGGCGCCGUGGAGAACGGGCAACCCGACAGGAAAGUGCCGCCGCCGCUGCCGCGGCCCCUGCGCAGCCUGGAGGUGAAGUACACCAAGAUAUUUAUUAACAAUGAAUGGCACGAGUCUACAAGUGGAAAGAAGUUCCCCACCUACAACCCUUCAACGCUGGAGAAGAUUUGUGACAUUGAGGAAGGAGAUAAGCCUGAUGUGGAUAAUGCAGUGGAGGCAGCCAAGGCAGCAUUCCAGAGGGGCUCUCCGUGGAGACAGAUGGGUGCCCCAAGCAGAGGACGACUCCUGCACAAACUGGCUGAUCUUCUGGAGCGAGACAGAGUCAUCCUGGCAACUCUGGAAACAAUGGACACAGGAAAACCUUUUCUUCAGGCUUAUUUCAUUGACCUGGAAGGCUGUAUAAAAACACUUCGGUAUUACGCUGGAUGGGCUGAUAAAAUUCAGGGCAGAACUAUCCCAGUGGAUGAAAAUUUUGUGUGUUUCACCCGGCACGAGCCGAUGGGUGUCUGUGGAGCCAUAACCCCAUGGAACUUCCCCUUGCUGAUGCUGAUUUGGAAGAUGGCACCAGCCCUGUGCUGUGGGAACACUCUGGUUAUCAAGCCAGCUGAACAAACUCCCCUCACGUCGUUGUACAUCGGCUCUCUGGUCAAGGAGGUGGGUUUCCCUCCUGGUGUGGUGAACAUUGUGCCAGGCUAUGGCCCCACAGCUGGAGCUGCAAUUUCUACCCAUGACAAUAUUGAUAAAAUUGCUUUUACUGGAUCAACCAAGGUUGGAAAACUGAUCAAGGAAGCUGCUUCUAAAAGCAACCUCAAAAGGGUGACAUUAGAGCUGGGAGGGAAAAACCCCUGCAUCGUGUGUGCAGACGCAGACUUGGACUUGGCAGUGGAAUGUGCCCACCAAGGCGUGUUCUUCAACCAGGGGCAGUGCUGCACGGCGGCCUCGCGGGUGUUCGUGGAGGAGCAGAUCUACCCGGAGUUCGUCAAGCGCAGCGUGGAGUUUGCCAAGAAGAGACUCGUUGGAGACCCCUUUGAUGCCAGAACUGAACAAGGGCCCCAGAUUGACCAAAAACAGUUUGAUAAAAUCCUGGAGCUGAUAGAAAGUGGGAAGAAAGAAGGGGCUAAGCUGGAGUGUGGGGGUCUUGCCAUUGAGGACAGAGGCCUGUUCAUCAAACCCACUGUGUUUUCAGAGGUCACUGACAACAUGCGAAUCGCCAAAGAAGAGAUUUUUGGGCCAGUUCAACCAAUUAUGAAGUUCAAGAGUAUAGAAGAGGUGAUAAGGAGAGCCAACAGCACCGAGUACGGACUCACGGCCGCGGUGUUCACAAAGAACCUGGACAGAGCCUUAACUCUGGCUUCAGCUCUGCAGUCAGGAACGGUCUGGAUCAACUGUUACAACGCGCUCUAUGCACAGGCUCCUUUCGGUGGCUUUAAAAUGUCAGGCAAUGGCAGAGAACUUGGUGAAUAUGCUUUGGCAGAGUAUACUGAAGUGAAAACAGUCACCAUCAAACUCUCCCAGAAGAGUCCAUGAGAACAGAAGGCCUAAAAUGCUGACACUCUGAAUGUGACACAUGGGGGACAUGUUCAGACCAAGGGGGAGGGGAGGGGUAGGAAGGAAAAUGGAAACACCUGUCUUUAUUCCUCUAGAAACACUGAAUCUACUGGACUCCGUUUUAUCAACUGGCUCUUCAAAAACUGAUUUUCCUGACCCUACUGGCAGUACUGUGUACUGUGGCAGUACACUCUUGUACUGUGCAAUUCCCUGGCCGUUCGUCUGCCUGCUACCUGUGGCUAAAAUGAUGGUCAGUCAUGGUGUUUGCAGGACAUCUGCUUUCAAACUGUACCCUGAAGGACAUGGACAUGACUGGCAUGUUAGAGAGAUUGCUGGUACCAUUAGCACGGGCUGGCAAACAACUUCAGAGGCAUUUGGGUUUCACUUGGCAUAGAUGGACUCGAGUGGUAGGGUUAGUACAACUUGGCUGGAGUUGGUGGAGUUUGUGUGGACAUUGCAGCUGGAGUUUGGAAUCUGAGUGCAAGCUUUCAUGGAAGGAUCUGUAACGAAAUUCUCUUUGAAAGAGCUAUCUUAGUCUCUCUAAAGAUACAUCCAUACUGGUGAUAUUCUAGCCCUGAAUGAGAUUUGUGGGAGUUUCCUAGAGGACUCCUUUGGGGCCAGUAUUUCACCUGACAGAACUAGACUUCCAAGUGUCCUUGGAACCUGAUGUUUUGGUGUGCACACACUACACAUGCUGUAAAUGCAAGUCACUGACUUGCUGACCCUUCUGGCUCCAAGUGAGUCACAGUUGUAUCUCAAACCUUCACUACAGCACUUUUUGCAGGAGGAUUUUGCACUGUACUUACCUUGAUGACACCAGGUUGGAUGCUGAGCAUAUAGCAUGGCAGAUACCCCACAGAAAACACCCCACACCGGUCCUUCUGACCUGGGGGAGAGAGCAGAAGAGCUGCAGGAAGCUGUCCUGCUCUCUCUUUCUCUGUAACUUUCAGGCUUUGUGAACAUCUCUUUGUUUUUUGAGCCAGGGCUAUUGUUGUGAGCAUAAAACUAUAAGCUCCUCUCACUGCUUCUUUAUCCUGUGUGAAUGUAGCUUAAAAUACAUACUGGGAGUACAGUAUGAAAAGGCAGGUGCUCCCAAGCACACACCAAGUGCUAAAGAGGUGGGUGUACGAGCCAGUUACUAUGGCUAAGCUAUGGCUGGACCUAAAUGUGCCAGAGCUUUGCAGUGGUUAUCCCUGUGAGUGCUGUCAUCUCGUAGCCAGCAUGGAGUAGUUGAUCCUUCACUGAGCAACCAACUGUGUUGGAUUGUCUCUUGCUCACAGCUGUCCAUGGAGUGGCUGUCACACCAAGUUCAUAUCUUAGUACCUCCUGCAGUAACUCCUUUGCAUGCCCAGACAUUAUUAGGGGAUUAAUGACAGGUCACACACACUGUCUUCAGUUCCUGGGUUCACUGCUUUCCCUCCUCCUCCUCCUGACUCUACUGGAGAACCACUGGCAAAAGGACGGCAAGUCCCACGUCUGCAGGAGCUGUGAGUGUGGAGGAGUUAGUGGUGACAGCUUGUUAGGAAGUUCAGGUGAUCCCACUGGGAUUGUCCUCUGAGAACAAACCCACGGAGGUUCCUUAUGGCAUAUACACAGAUCUCCAGGGAGCACUCAUAAAGAUUCCUGCCUGGAGUUUUCCAGAUGUCAGUGUUUGAAGCAGAAAUGCAGGUCUGACCUCUCUUCUCUGCUGCAAGCAAGGAUUUAACCAGUACCUUCCUUUGCUCAGAGAUAGUCAGUAACAAGUUCUGUUGCAUGAGUGGAGCUUUUUUGGGAGGAGGAAGGAAGGUGGGUGGUGAUAAGUAAGGAAAAUGUUUGCAUGAGCCUAAACUUCCUUAUUAGUUAGUGAACGUUGAAAUUGCACUUCAACACCACUUAACUUCUUACAUGACAUACCUCCAACAGUUGUAAUGAGGUGCCUGUCCUUCCAUGGCAUGUGAGACAGGUAAAUCUCCCCAUCCCGUGAGGAAAAUGUCCUCCCUUCCCUGUGAAAGGCCAAAUGGGAACAUUGUACAUAAGUUUUUAUUUUUGUAAAACACUUAGAGUGCAAACAUCUUCUCAGACAAACAUUUUACUCUUGCCUACCUGAGAGUUUUCUCGGGCUGCAGCCAGACAGUAGGGAGAUGAGGCAAACAGUAAAAGGCUGGUUAUCUUGAUGUAUCUCUGAUGUAUUUUUGAUAAACAGUGGUGGAAACUGAAAUCAUCUAAAAUUCUUUAAAUCCUACUAUUCUGACUUUAUAUGUAUGAUAUAUAUUUCACUUUUUUUCCCUUAUUAUGUUUUUAAAAUCAUGUAUUUUAAAAAUUUUACAUUUUUCAAUGUAUCUCUUAUUGUAUAAAUCAGGGUUUGACUCUACACACUGAAUUUUCUAAGUUAUAUAACACUAGACACUAACUAAAAUAACCCCUUAGAGGGUAUAUAUAUUUCUUUCAUUGCACAGUUAAGGCUUUCAUAUGAAAUAUUAGUUGUUUUUUUAAAAGAAAAAAACCUAUAUUUAUAAAUUAGGAUACAGUUAAUCUAAUGUAUUUUUAUAGCUAAAGGUACAUGAAAAUGCUAUGUUUAAACCUCAUGUAUAUAUUUAGACUAUGGGUAUCUUUUUUUGUAAUAGUUCUUGUUCCUAAUAAAUGUUUAACUUUGUGAAA
Chiroxiphia lanceolata (lance-tailed manakin) is the source of this 4227-nucleotide messenger RNA. It is a transcript of the gene ALDH1A3, whose product is annotated as aldehyde dehydrogenase 1 family member A3. The record is from RefSeq and is a predicted model, not a curated record. Lineage: Eukaryota; Metazoa; Chordata; Aves; Passeriformes; Pipridae. The transcript is spliced from 13 exons. Gene Ontology annotation, molecular function: aldehyde dehydrogenase (NAD+) activity. Gene Ontology annotation, biological process: aldehyde metabolic process. Bases 28 to 1569 code for a protein of 513 amino acids.